AUGGGUGUGCGAAAUGUGGGGGUGUGCGAGAAGUGGGUGUGCGACGUUAGUAAGCAUGGUGACCGGCUCGUGGGGUACAAGCUUGGAAACAUUGCCAAGGUCAUGCAAGACGCCUUUGGACUUGAUCAACCCGAUUAUGGCUUCCUCCUUGGGAGCACCUUUGUCUAUGAGGGCACUACUCUAUCCCUAAAGGAUUACAUUAAGCCAUAUGUCGAAUUGGAGCCAGCAUUCGUUCUCAAAGGCCCGCUCAAGGGCCCUAACGUUACUGUCGCCGACGUCAUCAACGCAAUAGACUACGCCAUCCCUGCAAUUGAGAUCAUUGAUUCUAGAGUUAAGAACUGGGCGAUCGACCUCCCCGACACACUGGCGGAUAAUGGCUCCACGGCUGCUGUUAUUCUUGGUGGCACUCCCCGCAGACUAACAGAGCUGAAUCUAAGCAACACACGGGGCGUAUUGCGUUUCAAUGACCAAGAAGUCAUGACAGGCAACACUCGAAAUAUUCUGGGGAAUCCCAUUUCAGCUGUGGCGUGGUUGGUGAACAAGCUCUCGAAGUAUGAUGUCGAGUUCUCGGCUGGGCAAGUGAUUCUUCCUGGCAGUUGCCUUCAGGCGGUGCCAAUGCAGCAGACUGGACAUUGGUCAUGCACAUUUGAGGGCUUCGGAACCAUUGAGUUCGACGUUGGAGCAUAG
Molecule: messenger RNA, 687 nt
Organism: Colletotrichum truncatum
Lineage: Eukaryota; Fungi; Ascomycota; Sordariomycetes; Glomerellales; Glomerellaceae
Product: 2-oxopent-4-enoate hydratase
Cellular component (GO): cytoplasm
Molecular function (GO): 2-oxopent-4-enoate hydratase activity
Source: RefSeq, a predicted model, not a curated record